AUGGGCCCUCGAUCCUUCUUGAUGGCCAAACCGCUGGUGGGCCCUGGCGUGUGCGUCCUGACUGAGCUUUCCGCCCAAGCAUUGACCCAAGACUCCCUGACUCUCCACUGCCGCUUGCUCAAAACCACGCUGAGCCGCACCUGUCCAUACCCACGUCCUGACGCAUAUCGGCCUUUCUGUCUCACCACGCACUCGUCACAGCCCACAACUGCCACCCAGUCUCCGCCCGCCGACCCACCCAACGCCUCUAUAUACCCGCCCAUCGCCCUCGCCCUCGCCAGCACUGCCGCUGAAGACGCUCGAUGCUGCCCUCGGAUUCAUAGCCUUGUCCUCCACCACCCCCACUCCCACUAG
Molecule: messenger RNA, 354 nt
Organism: Alternaria arborescens
Lineage: Eukaryota; Fungi; Ascomycota; Dothideomycetes; Pleosporales; Pleosporaceae
Exons: 1
Coding region: 1-354 (117 amino acids)
Source: RefSeq, a predicted model, not a curated record